Coffea eugenioides is the source of this 787-nucleotide messenger RNA. Its product is annotated as probable inactive dual specificity protein phosphatase-like At4g18593. The transcript has 3 exons. The coding region runs from base 90 to 473 and encodes 127 amino acids. The record is from RefSeq and is a predicted model, not a curated record. Lineage: Eukaryota; Viridiplantae; Streptophyta; Magnoliopsida; Gentianales; Rubiaceae. Gene Ontology annotation, biological process: protein dephosphorylation. Gene Ontology annotation, molecular function: protein tyrosine/serine/threonine phosphatase activity.
CUCUGUCCUCUCCAUGCUGCCUUCUCAAAUCUUCAUCUUCACAGCUGAUGCGGAUUGUGGCGAGAACGAAUUCCUGAAAAUUAGCUGCAAUGGAAGCACCUAAUCAGUCUGAUCUGCGAUCUGAUUUGAAUCCUCAAGUCACGUACCGCUGCAAGAAAUGUCGAAGAAUCGUUGCUACAGAGGAGAUGGUUGUUCCCCAUGAACGUGGAGGUGGGCAGAAGUGUUUUAAGUGGAAAAAGAGAAGUCAUACCCAAGUGGAAAACGAGCCACCUGAAUGCUCAUCUAUUUUUGUAGAGCCCAUGAAGUGGAUGGAAUCAUUACAAGACGGUGGUGUGGAAGACAAGAUUAUGUGCAUGGGUUGUAAAACCCGGUUGGGAUCCUUCAAUUGGGCUGGCAUGCAGUGCAAUUGUGGGAAGUGGAUCACUCCUGCGUUUCAGCUGCACAAAAAUCGGAUUGAUGAAUGUCAAUUAUGAUCGAGGAUCUUAUAGCAUAUUUUUGUUAGUUUAGCAAUAUUGUCAUGAGUAUAAAGCAGUUGGUUGGUACUCUAUUUGGCAAGCUUUUAGUCUAGCAUGCUUGAGAGUCCAUCAUACACUUCUCUCCUGGUUUAAUGUUUCUGAUGAAGCCCGCUAGUAUCUUGUAAAUCAGUAAGUUGGUCGCACUUUUGCAUGUCAUGUAAUCUAGCAGGUGGGAGUCAACACGACUAAGUUUACUUGUAUACCAAAAGACGGAACUGCUAUUAGCUGAAAUUCAGAGAGAAGCAUGUUGUGGAGAUGUUUUUUGAUACUAA